This is a messenger RNA of Racocetra fulgida, 478 nucleotides long. The record is from the annotation of a GenBank genome assembly. NCBI's taxonomy places the organism in Eukaryota, Fungi, Glomeromycota, Glomeromycetes, Diversisporales, Gigasporaceae.
CUUUUAAAUAGUUUCGAAAUGGAGCCACAAAAUAUGAAUCCUUCAUCCAAAGAUAUUCUAAUUGCAAUAGCUUUAUUAACUUCUCAGUUCAAAGAAUCUACUUUGCAAACAAGUUUGACGACUUCAAAUUUUGAAAUUGAAUGUGUAGAUGUUGAAUCUGAUGAACAAUCGGACGAAAAAUCGGGUGAUGUGUCAGAUGAACAAUCGGGCAAUGAGUUUGAAGAACAAUUAAAACUUUAUAAAGGGCAAGUUUUUCAAACGGUUGAAGAAGCGCAUAUUGUAGUUGAAUCUUUUGCCCAUUCAAAUGGAUUUGGAAUUCGUAAAGGACGUGUUGAAAAGGAUGUAAAUGGCCAGGAAAUUUCAAGAUCCUUUUUAUGCCAUCAUGAUAGAAAACUAUCCACCACAAAUACAUCACAUAACACAAAUGAAUCUGGUUCAUGUCGUACUGGUUGUAAUUGGAAGGUUAAUAUUUACUGGA